AUGCCCUCGUUCUCUUCAUUCGCAGAUCGUAUGUCCGAUUUUGACACUGGACAUGGAUUGUUGGCUCUGGAUGCUCCAAUUGUUAAAAUUCUUGGAUUUUUGGAAGGGAAUAACACGUUUUUUAAACGUGAAUCUCCUCUUGAAUUAUGCGGUGGGUCCUACCUUAACAAAGCGAGUGCUUCAAAUUUUGAAAACGAAGAGUAUGCACAUUUCUUCAAACGCUAUUAUCAAAGGCAUCAUGUCCAAAAUUCACGGAUGUGCUGUGGUCUCUGGGGACAACGAUAG
Necator americanus (New World hookworm) is the source of this 285-nucleotide messenger RNA. RefSeq lists its product as uncharacterized. Bases 1 to 285 code for a protein of 94 amino acids. NCBI's taxonomy places the organism in Eukaryota, Metazoa, Nematoda, Chromadorea, Rhabditida, Ancylostomatidae. The transcript has a single exon. The record is from RefSeq and is a predicted model, not a curated record.